Messenger RNA from Spizellomyces punctatus DAOM BR117, 1803 nucleotides. Its product is annotated as methylmalonate-semialdehyde dehydrogenase (acylating). The transcript has 14 exons. Bases 71 to 1690 code for a protein of 539 amino acids. Gene Ontology annotation, molecular function: malonate-semialdehyde dehydrogenase (acetylating, [NAD(P)+]) activity; methylmalonate-semialdehyde dehydrogenase (acylating, NAD+) activity. Lineage: Eukaryota; Fungi; Chytridiomycota; Chytridiomycetes; Spizellomycetales; Spizellomycetaceae. The record is from RefSeq and is a predicted model, not a curated record. Gene Ontology annotation, biological process: L-valine catabolic process; thymine catabolic process. Gene Ontology annotation, cellular component: mitochondrion.
GCUUUUGUAAGUUGGUGCUUUCGACUUGCUAGUUUGCCCACCUAGAGUUGUCUUUUGCUUCAACAUCACAAUGCUUUGCACGCGCACCAGGCCCGCAGCCCGUUUCCUGCAGUUGGCUAGCCGGACAUGUACACUUGCCUCUGUGCGAGGAAUGUCUCUUACAGCUACUGUGGAACGCACAAAGUCACAAAAGACACCGACUACACAAUUGUAUGUCAACGGAGAGUUCUUUGAGUCACAGACGAAGCAGUGGUUUGAGUUGCGCAACCCAGCAACUCAGGAGCUCGUAACGUUGGUACCACAAGCGACGCCGGAGGAAUUGAAGCAUGCGUCCCGAACCGCUGAAGAGGCAUUCAAGACAUGGAAACAGAGCAGCGUAUUGACUCGACAGCGGAUCAUGAUGAAUCUACAAUUGCUCAUAAGAGAUAACAUGGAUGAACUUGCGAAAUCCAUCACGACAGAACAAGGAAAGACAUUUCCAGAUGCCAAGGGUGAUGUCCUGCGUGGUCUGCAAGUAGUUGAGAACGCGUGUGGUAUCCCGUCGCUUCUGAUGGGUGAGAAGCUUCCCGUUGCGCGAGACAUGGACACGUUCACCAUCCGUGAACCAUUGGGCGUGGUCGCUGGUAUUGCCCCUUUCAAUUUCCCCGCUAUGAUACCCUUGUGGAUGUUCCCUUUGGCCAUCGCAACAGGCAACACAUGCCUCAUCAAGCCUUCGGAGCGGGAUCCGGGUGCUAUGAUGAUAUUGGCAAAGCUCGCUGAAGAAGCUGGUGUACCUAAAGGUGUUCUCAACGUUGUGCAUGGCGGUGUCGAUACUGUAAAUUUCCUCUGUGAUGACCCUGCAAUUCGUGCCAUCUCGUUUGUUGGCUCAGACAGAGCUGGAAAAUACAUUUUCUCACGCGGAACUGCCAACGGGAAACGGGUUCAAGCCAACCUUGGAGCAAAGAACCAUGGUGUGAUUAUGCCAGAUGCGAACAAAAACCACACCUUGAAUCAGCUUCUUGGAGCUGCUUUCGGAGCUGCUGGUCAGCGUUGCAUGGCGUUAUCUACUGUCGUGUUUGUGGGAAAAGCGAGGGAAUGGUUGCCGGAGCUUGUGGAACGCGCCAAGACGUUGAAGGUUACUGGGGGAUUUGAGGAGGGCGCUGAUUUAGGGCCACUUAUUACUCCCCAGGCUAAGGAACGCUGUGAAGAGCUGAUUCAAUCUGGUAUUGAUGAAGGCGCUACAUUGCUGCUGGACGGACGGAACCCUCAGGUUCCUGAGAAGUACAAGGCCGGAAACUUCGUUGGUCCAACCAUAUUAGGAGAUGUAAAACCGACAAUGCGAUGCUACACCGAAGAGAUCUUUGGUCCAGUUUUGGUAUGCCUUUCAGCUGACACCUUGGAUGAUGCGAUCAAGAUGGUGAACAGAAACCCGUAUGGCAAUGGAACUGCUAUUUUUACCAAUUCGGGCGCAAUUGCUCGCAAGUUCACGGAGGAGAUUGAUGUUGGCCAAGUCGGUGUGAAUGUCCCCAUCCCUGUCCCGCUGCCUAUGUUCUCGUUCACCGGGAGUCGCGGAAGCAUUCAGGGAGACCUCAACUUUUACGGAAAAAGCGGCAUUCAGUUUUACACUUCGACGAAGACAGUUACGCAACUCUGGAGACACGAAGAUGCCACUGAGCUGGAGGCAGCUGUCAACAUGCCUACCCAUCACUAAAAUGAUCAGACAGCAGUAUGUGUAGUGUUGCUUGCCAUAGAUAGCUAGUGAGACAGUAUAUGACAUAGGGCAUGUGAGGUAACGGAAGCAAUACAUCCACUAGUAGCAUGGCA